AUGGGUCAGAAGUCGAAAGACACUCUGGCCGUGCGGCCGCAGAGCCGCUCUGGUCGCUCGCGCAGUCGCUCUCCUAAGCCCAAGAGUAAGCCCUCGGCGGCCCCCCAGAGCUAUGCCUCGGAGGGAGUGAAGAACAAUGAUAUCUUCCAGCUCCCUGGGUCGGACUACAAGCUCAUUGUCCUGGUGACUCUGAUUGCUGCGGCGGUCCGUUUGUUCAGAAUCUAUCAACCCACAAGCGUGGUAUUUGAUGAAGUCCACUUUGGUGGAUUCGCAUCCAAGUAUAUCAAGGGCAAGUUCUUUAUGGACGUCCAUCCUCCGCUGGCUAAAUUGUUGCUCACACUGGCUGGCUGGCUGGCCGGUUUCGACGGCAACUUCGACUUCAAGGAUAUUGGCAAAGACUACCUGGAGCCCGGCGUGCCUUACGUGGCAAUGCGCAUGCUCCCAGCUAUCUUGGGUGUCUUGACUGUCCCCCUGAUGUUCCUAACCCUGAGAGUUACCGGAUGCCGGAGCUCGACUGCCGCCCUUGGUGCUGGCCUUGUUAUCUUUGACAACGCUUUGGUCACUCAAUCCCGUCUGAUUCUUCUUGACUCCCCAUUGAUCUUCUUUACUGCCCUCACAGCGCUGGCCUUCAACUGCUUCACGAACCAGCAGGAACUGGGUCCCGCCCAUGCCUUCCGCGGACCGUGGUGGUUCUGGCUGGUCUUCACCGGUCUGUCUCUUGGCGCAACCUUGAGUGUCAAGUGGGUUGGUCUCUUCACCAUGGCGUGGGUUGGCUCUCUCACAGUUCUUCAAUUGUGGGUGUUGCUAGGUGACAGCAAGAGUGUCACUCCUCGCCUGUGGCUGAAGCAUUUCUUCGCUCGGGUAUUCUGCCUCAUUGUCAUUCCCGUGAGUUUCUACAUUGCUAUGUUUGGUAUUCACUUCAUGUGUCUGGUAAACCCCGGAGAGGGCGAUGGGUUCAUGUCCUCCGAGUUCCAGGCGACCUUGAACUCCAAGUCUAUGAAAGACGUCCCCGCGGAUGUCUCUUUCGGAUCCCGAGUCAGCCUGCGUCACCUGAACACCCAGGGCGGAUACUUGCACUCCCACCCUCACAUGUACCCAACCGGCAGCAAGCAGCAGCAAAUCACACUCUACCCCCACAAGGACGAGAACAACCUGUUCAUUUUGGAGAACACCACUCAGCCCCUUGGCCCCUACGGAGAGGUUGAGGGUCCCUUUGCAUGGGAUAAUCUGACCACCCCCGGUUUCGUCGAAGACGGAUCUAUCAUCAAACUUUACCACUCGAUCACUCACCGGAGAAUUCACUCCCACGACGAGCGCCCACCAGUGACUGAGGCCGACUGGCAAUUCGAGGUUUCCGCUUACGGAUACGAAGGCUUCCCUGGUGAUGCCAAUGAUCUAUUCAAGGUUGAGAUUGUCCCAUCCAUGUCUGAGACACCGGAGUCUAGGAAGAGACUGCGAACCAUCCAGUCCAAGUUCCGCUUGGUGCAUGUGAUGACGGGCUGUGUUCUGUUUUCACACAAGGUCAAGCUUCCUGAUUGGGGUUGGGAGCAGCAGGAAGUGACUUGCGCUAAGGGUGGUACUCUUCCUAACAGUGUAUGGUACAUCGAGCAAAACCAACACCCAGCAAUGCCCGCGGAUGCUGAGAAGGUCAACUACCGUAACCCUGGAUUCCUAGGCAAAUUCUGGGAACUGCAGAAGGUUAUGUGGACUACCAACGCCGGCCUGGUUGAAUCGCACGCUUGGGACUCACGCCCGCCCUCCUGGCCCACUCUUCUCCGUGGUAUCAACUUCUGGGGCAAGGACCACCGUCAGAUCUACCUCCUUGGUAACCCACUCAUCUGGUGGUCGACUACUCUGGCCAUUGGUAUCUACUUCGUUUUCAAGGCGCUUUCAGUCAUCCGCUGGCAGCGAAGCUGUGGUGACUACAAGCAUGUUUCUUUCAAGCGCUUCGACUACGAAGUCGGCACCAGUGUUCUGGGUUGGUUCUUCCACUACUUCCCAUUCUAUCUCAUGGCCCGUCAGCUUUUCCUGCACCACUAUCUUCCCGCACUAUACUUUGCCAUCAUGGUUCUCUGUCAAGAGUUCGAUUUCUUGACCAACCGCAUCAAGAGCCUCGGACUGGCGUCCAAGCCCGCGAUUGGCAAGAUCCUGAUGGCAGCCUUCUUGGGCCUUAGCAUUGUUGUGUUCACCCUGUAUGCUCCUCUUGUAUACGGCAACCCUUGGACCAAGGAUGCUUGCAAUAAGGUGAAGAUUAUGGGAUCAUGGGAUUUCGACUGCAACACCUUCCACAACGACUUGAGCGAUUACGUUGUUCAAUUUGUGCCGAACGCGUCCCCAGUGGCUGCGCCCACCACGACAGCCCAAGCGCCUCCCCCGCCACCACCUGUCCAAGCCCAGGAGCAAGUCCAAGCUCAGGAGCCAGCCCCAGCCAACGAAGCUGUCGAUGCUGCCGAGCCAUCUGACCCUGCUGCUGUGACCUCGCCUAAGAUUCAAGGAUCCAUGGCCCGCGUUGAGUACCGUGAUCAGAACGGAAAAGUUCUUGACCAAGAACUCGUCGCUUCGCUUCGAGCAGAGGGUAAAGUGAAGUUUGAGACUCGCUACGAGCCUGGCCACAAGAUGGAGAAUGCACACGAGGUUCCUAUCGUUGACGGCCAGCUCGCACCACCACACCCCGAUGUGCAGGGCCAAAACCCUGAGACUGGCGGUGCUCCUGAGGACUCUGUGCCUCCAGAGAGCCCUGCCUCCGUGGCUGACGGCAACGAGCGUUCCGCCGAGAAGCCGGUCUCCAUGGAAGCCAAGCCUGCCAGCGAGGGAAAUGAGGCUACUCAAUAG
This is a messenger RNA of Penicillium olsonii, 2832 nucleotides long. Lineage: Eukaryota; Fungi; Ascomycota; Eurotiomycetes; Eurotiales; Aspergillaceae. The record is from the annotation of a GenBank genome assembly.